Molecule: messenger RNA, 4099 nt
Organism: Pristis pectinata (smalltooth sawfish)
Lineage: Eukaryota; Metazoa; Chordata; Chondrichthyes; Rhinopristiformes; Pristidae
Product: cadherin-11-like
Exons: 13
Coding region: 735-3101 (788 amino acids)
Biological process (GO): homophilic cell-cell adhesion; cell morphogenesis; calcium-dependent cell-cell adhesion
Cellular component (GO): plasma membrane; catenin complex; adherens junction
Molecular function (GO): cadherin binding; calcium ion binding
Source: RefSeq, a predicted model, not a curated record
CUGCCAGCCGGAUACAAAGCGAGGUUAGUCUGGUCAGGAGCCCGCUGCAAUCUCUCAGCAAAUCUUUUUGAUGUUAAAAUAGGUUUUUCAAAAAAAAUAGUGUGUGGGAGGGGAGAUUUUUUUGGACCGCCCAUUCUUCAAGCUACCCCCUCCCUCCCUCCCUCCCUCUCCACAACCCUUUACAUUGAAGUGUGUCACGAAGGCAAUUGUUGCAGGAGGAUUUUUGACGAGAGAAACACACACACACACACACACACAGAGCAGAGAAUGCAUCGCCUCUCCUGCUUUCCGUGAACACAUUCCAGCGUACAUCCACGGAGAGAGAAGGGGAGAGAGAGACCGAGGGAGAGCAUCCCAUGCAGUUGUUAAUGAGGGACUGGCGACUCUUUUUAUACAUUCAACUGAGAGCAAGAAACUGACCCGAUCUCUCUCGCUAAGAGUGUUCGGGGAGGCAGCCCGCAAGUGUCGCCACAACAUAGCAUGCCCACAACUUCCUAACCCAUAUGUCUUUGGAGUGUGGGAGAAAACCGGAGCACCCGGAGGAAACCCAUGCAGAUACGGGGAGAAGGUCGUAAAGUUACAGCGUCCUGUCCUGUGCAGAGGUAAUGAAGCACAGUGUGGUCUCUCGAUGAAGGAACGGUGGCAGUAAAUCUCCUGGUCUGCCCAGAAACAGGACUACUUAGCUGCCAUUGGAAGUUGUGUCCGAUCCAACAAGCCAAGAGUACCACGACGAGAUGGGGACAGACUUCUACCUAUAUCUUUUCCUGGCGUGUUUGAGUGUUGCCCAAUGGAGUCAUUCUGCCCUUGCAAGAAAUUCCACUGGCUCCCAGGUGCCCAGCCGAUCUCGACGUGGGAUGGGUAUCAAAGGCCAAGUGCUUCACCGAUCCAAGAGAGGUUGGGUGUGGAAUCAAUUCUUUGUGAUAGAGGAGUACACAGGCCCAGACCCUGUACUCGUGGGAAGGCUUCACACUGAUCUCGACAGUGGAGGAGGGAAGAUCAGGUAUAUCCUCUCUGGUGAAGGUGCAGGGACCAUCUUUGUCAUCGAUGAGAAAACAGGGAACAUCCACGCAACUAAAACGCUGGAUCGGGAGGAGCGAGCUCAGUACACCCUGAUGGCACAAGCUGUGGACCGGAUAACAAACAAACCUCUGGAGCCUCCCUCUGAGUUCAUUGUUAAAGUCCAGGACAUUAAUGACAAUCCACCUGAGUUCUUGAAUGGACCUCAUCAUGCAACUGUGCCAGAGAUGUCCAACGUAGGUACUUCUGUGAUUCAAGUCACAGCCACAGAUGCAGAUGAUCCGUCCUACGGAAACAGUGCCAGGCUGGUGUACAGCAUUCUGGAGGGUCAGCCUUACUUCUCCGUGGAGCCUCAGACAGGUAUCAUAAGGACGGCUCUUCCAAACAUGGACCGAGAGGCACGGGAGGAAUAUCUCGUGGUGAUACAAGCAAAGGACAUGGGAGGACACAUGGGAGGUCUCUCUGGGACCACCAAAGUGACAAUCACCCUCACCGAUGUCAAUGACAAUCCUCCAAAGUUUCCUCAGAGUGUGUAUCAGAUGUCGGUCUCGGAGGCUGCCAAGGUAGGGACGGUUGUGGGACAGCUCAAGGCCAAAGACCCAGACAUCGGAGAGAAUGGCAUGGUCACCUACAGCAUCAUUGACGGGGACGGAAGAGAUUUCUUCGAGAUCACGACUGAUUCACAGACUCAGGAGGGAAUCAUCAAGCUGAAAAAGCAGGGCUUGGAUUUCGAAGUCAAGAAGUCCUAUUCCCUGAAGGUGGAGGCAGCCAAUGUGUUCUUAGACUCGCGUUUCAUCACCAGGGGACCGUUCAAGGAUACAACCACGGUCAAGAUCUCGGUGGAGGACGCUGAUGAGCCUCCGAUAUUCUCCCUGCCCGUCUACUUCAUGGAGGUCAACGAGAGCGCUCCGGCCGGAACGUCCGUGGGACAGGUGCACGCUAUGGAUCACGAUCUGGGCCGCAGUCCCAUCAGGUAUUCUAUCGAACAGCAGUUGUACACAGAUAGAUCCUUCACCAUCAACACCCAAAGUGGGGUCAUAAAAACCACUGAGCCACUGGACAGGGAACUGACGGCCUGGCAAAACAUCUCUGUGAUUGCAACGGAAGUCAAUAACCACAUUCACACAUCACGUGCUCAAGUAGCCAUCAAAAUCCUUGAUAUCAACGACAAUGCUCCAGAAUUCGCAGAGCCUUAUGAGGUCGACAUGUGUGAAAAUGCAAAUUCAGGAAAGCUCAUUCAGACAAUUAAGGGCGUGGACGAGGAUGAAAGUGCCAAUGGACCAAGGUUAACCUUUAGCAUGGCACCUAAUCAAAAUUUUACAAUCACACAGAGCAGUGGACACAUGGCUGAUAUAAAGGUGCGGAGGGGAGCUAUGAGCAGGAGGAAGCAGGAGGUCUACCUGUUGCCGGUGGUGAUCUCAGAUGGAGGCGUGCCCCUCCUGAGCAGCACCAACACCCUCACCAUCCGUGUGUGCAGCUGCAGUGUGGACGGCAGUGUGCAGUCAUGCAACGCGGAACCCUUGACGCUGCCAGCCGGUCUCAGCACUGGUGCCCUGAUCGCAAUCCUCACUUGCAUCAUUAUACUUCUCGUGAUUGUGGUCCUGUUUGUGACACUGAGGCAUCAGAAGAAAGAGCCCUUGAUCGUCUUCGAGGAGGAGGACGUGCGAGAGAACAUCAUCAGCUACGACGAUGAGGGGGGAGGCGAGGAAGACACGGAGGCCUUCGACAUCGCCACGCUGCAGAACCCCGAUGGCCUCAACGGCUUUCUGCCACGCAAGGACAUCAAGCCCGAGCUCCAGUACGUCCCCAGGCAAGGCUUCUGCGCCGCCCCCAACAGCGUGGAUGUCGAUGACUUCAUCAAGGUCAGGCUCCAAGAGGCCGACUGCGACCCCACCGCCCCUCCCUAUGACUCCAUCCAGAUCUAUGGUUAUGAAGGAAGGGGAUCAGUGGCCGGCUCCCUCAGCUCUCUGGAAUCAGCCAGCACAGAAUCCGACCUGAACUACGAUUACCUCAACAGCUGGGGACCCCGGUUUAAGAGGCUGGCAGACCUCUAUGGAUCUAAAGACGUCUGUGAUGACUCUUAACAAUUAGCAUUAUCAGACUGGCCUUAAAGUUCUACAAUAAGGAUAAAACAAGACAGAUGGAACGCUGAACUAGAACUUUGCUGGGAUCGGGCAGAUAUACAUUCUUUUUAUUUUCUUUUUUUCUUAUUUUUAAUAUAUAUAUUAUAUAUAUGCUCAAUUGUAUUGAGCACAGGAACUGACGAUUCCAUUCUUUAAAUGUCGGACGUUUUAUGUUUCAAAGAUGGAUACUGUGAAACGGCCUCACUCAACCCCCAAUUCAUUUCUGUUUUCCAUUGCUCACCUGUCCUCCUCUCUGCCUCUCAACCUCACUCGAGGCCCCCAUCAACAGACAGGAAACCGAAAGGAUUGAGUGGGCUUCCCUGAGAUUGUUACGACCACUCUGGGCGAAAAGUGACCGAAGCUUUUAAGGAGUUUCAAAUAGAGAUAUUAAAAUACAUUUGAGUUCAGUUAUUGUGGGGGAAGAGAAGAGAAAACGUCAUUUCCAUGGAGCUUUGAGACUCACCAGAAACAGAAGGUGCCGUCAGCAGCAAAGGUGAUAACACAGCCUGAAUAUUGAGCCUUAAGUAUCAAAGUCAGUCACGGAAUGGAACUUUUAAGUUUGAGGCAGUAUUCCCCAUGGUACAUCUUGCAGUGACAUUGAAAGCUUUGAGAGGCACCAAACUAAUGUGUCUUUGCAAAAAUGAGAGAAGAAGACCUUAUUCCUGUUUAAAUCUUGUAAACUUUUUUUUGGCUUUAAGUAUUGUGUUUAAUAUGUGUCGGGCACAGAAUCUGUUCCCAUCACAGUGACAAAUGCCUGAUGUCUAUGUCAUUUCUAUGUGUCGAUUUGUACAAUCUUAAAAGUUCUUAUUUUAGUAAAAAAAAACCAUGAAUCUCAAUAAUACGAAAUGCAACAAAAUGUUAAGGCAUCACUAUUCUAUUUUAUGGACAUUGUAUUUCUGCUUUACUAUUGUGCUUCAGCCAGAGAAGCCGGACUUUACAAUAAAAGGAUUUUUCUACAA